AUGUCUGCUGCCAUCUCCUCGGAGGAGAUUGAGAGGGAGGUCCGCACGCUCAAGAACCUGCGGCGGCGGUCUGGCUCUGCGGCAGGUCCCGGCGACCUCGCUCUCGACCCCGAUCUCCCACCAGCAGACGCGUUCUCGUCACCUGCAACCUCGUACUCGUCCAACGACGACGUGACGCUGUCUGUGCCCACGGGCGGCGGCGACGGCCUGUUCUGGGUGCCCGCCCAUCUGCAUCCCGAACUGGCACCGGGCGAGUUUCGUGCCUUUCUCAAGCAGCACACUUCGGGUGACCCAACCUCUGUGGAUCCCAACGAGAGCGGCGAGGCCGCGCUUGGUCGUAGUCCAUCAUGGCUGGCACGUAGCAGUUCGCUCUCGGGUGGACUGGGACGGAAAAAGUCCAUGCUGUCGCGCCAGUACAACCCGCGGGCUGGCGACCUGGUAGAGAACGAGAUGCCCCCCGUCCUCGCGCGACGAGGCUCAAGCGUCUACGGAAGGCGCAACGCCGAGCAAGAACCCACACUUCAAGACCUCCAAACGCUCGAGGAGCUCGUCGAGGGUUCCGGCAUUGGCGAUGACCCCGAGCAAAUGGGCGCGCUUCUGCGCCGCACACUGAGUAUGAACGUGUCUGCAGGUCAACUCGACGAUUCGCUCCCACCUGGUGAGGAACUCAACGCCCCACUUGUCGUGCCCCGUCCCGGCUCCAUCAUACGCCGCACAGCCCGGACAAAGAUUCGCAAAGGGCCACCCGGAGAGGGAGGACGGUUCACGUCGAUGCGCAGCCGUCAUGGUCCGCGAAUCGAUUCCACUUCUGCCGAGGGACGGCCCAGUGUCGAUGAGUCCCGUCGCAGUGACGAGACGACGAGCGAGGGCCGCAGCUCAGACUCGCCGCACACCAGUGGUGAAUCACACGAGGAAAAGGGCAGGCAGCUCGUAGACCCAGGCGUCAUUUCAGACGACUCGACCGACGAGGCAUUAAUCUUUGACGCGUACGCGCGCGACCGCACAUCAACCACGUCGACUACGAGUUCCGUAUCGUCCUAUGGUGGCCGAAGCAGGUCGCCCUCCCCCGAGGAUGAGACUCUGCACAACGAACGCGCCCAACCGAUCUUGCCGCCUAUCCACACACCCAAACCUACCGAUGGAGCGUGGUUUGGCGAGGAGGACGACCUCACGCCGACUCAAGAGUCGCCCAUGAGUGCGGCGCUCCACGCCAUGACGCUUCUGCCAUCGUCCGGGUCAUCAGAUGACAUCUUCUCGGCAUCCCAACCACAGCAACAGACAACAUCCCCUUCAGUCUCUCCGUCGCGACAGCCCGCGGGCUACCCCACCCAGGCGCCUCCUGUGGCCCCGCCAAAGUCUCCCAAGGAUCAGUAUCUUCCUCCUGGUAUGGCCCCGCCACACCAGGCCUCUGCUGGUACUGCUGCUGGUGCUGCGCAGCCCAGCAUGGCAGACAACAUGUCGGCCCAGCCGCAGCGUAAUGGCCAGACGGUCCCGCCAUCGUUGGUCAUUGAGCGACCGCCUCUGUCGCGCAUCGACUCGGCCGCAUCGAGUGCCUCCUCCAACAUGUCCAUCAAGGAGAAGGAGAAGGCUAAGAAGGGCGGACUGUUCUCGAAGAAGGACAAGAAGGACAAGGAGAAGGAGAAGAGCAAGAAGGAAAAGGACGGCUUCCUUGGCUCGCUGUUUGGCGGCAAGAAGAAGCAAGAAGAGCCCACGUCUGUCUCCAACUUUGCCACGGCCGGCCCAGCCGCCGCGGCUGCUCUUUUGGGCACGUCCAAGUCGGCCAAGUCGCUCCAGCACUCGGGCACCUCGUCGCCAACGAGCCCUGGGUUCUCCAACUUUGCUCGCUACCCCAUCCACGUCGAGCGUGCCGUCUACCGCCUGAGUCACAUCAAGCUUGCCAACGCUCGCCGCCCGCUCAUUGAGCAGGUGCUCAUCUCCAACCUGAUGUUCUGGUACCUGGGUGUCAUUGGACGCACCGCCGGCCCCAGCGAGGACAAGAAGAAGGGAACGACCAACGGUUUGGACCAGGACCGCAGCGAGGCGCAAAAGCAGCCCCCGCCAAAGGGAACUCCUGCCAAGCCUGCCGACUCGGGAUCUGCUGGUGUCAAGCAGCCUGACCCACCUAUGCAGUCGCGCAAGGGCGGUCUCAGCAAGCCCGAACGUGGACGCGGAGGUGGCUCGGCUCACCCCGAACAAGGUUACCGCGCUCCCCAAUACGGCAUGCAGAAUGCCCAGGUGGACAAGGAGAUGCGCUCCCCUACUCGAGAGUCCAAACCUGUGCAGCAGCACCCACCUCAUUCCCCUACUUCCCCUCCUCCCCAACAGCAGCAUUCUCCGCACGCACAACAGCAGCAGUACCAGCAACAGGCUGCCCAGCCACAGCCCCGCACAUCCUCCAUCACAUCGCCCGCACGCACGCGAUCUCCACCCGUCACCCCGCCGCAACGCACCGAAUACCCUCCUGGCAUUGCUCCACCACGCGCUCCUCCCCAGUCCUCGUUUGGUUCCCCUGGUUCACAGGCUCGCCCUCUGCCUCCUCCCAUUGACACCCACAACGUUCGCGACAAUUCCCGUCAACGGCACUCCACCAACGGCCACCCUCUGCCCAGCGGUGCGGCGCCACACCCCCACCACUCGACGUCGCCUCCUCCGGGCAUGCAGCGUCCUCAGCCGCAGCAGGGCUACCCACAGAUGCAGAACGGUGCGCCUCGUCAAGAUCCGCAGCGUCAAUACCCCCAGCACUCGAGUGGCGGCCGCUCCCCCCAGGCUGGACCUCAGCCUGGCCAGAUCUUCCAGUACCCGGGGCAGUUCUCCCAACAGCAGCAGCGUGGGGGUGCGGCCCAGCCGGGCCAGGUCUUCAAUGCCCAACCAGGCCAGAUCUUCCAUCACCCCCAGUUCCAGCAACAGCAGCAACAGCAGCGUGCUCAGCCGCCGCAAGCCAACUGGGAGUCACCUCAGCGUCUGCCUCCUCAGCAGCAGCACCCCGGUCCGGCGCUUGCCCAAGGCCCGCCCCGCCGUACGAGCUCCAACUCGUCCUCGAGUCACGACGCGUACGCCCGCACAGGCGCAUACCCGUCGCAAGGUGCCGGCGGUGGUGGACCGACGUCGCCGACCCACCAGAGCUUUUACAGCGCGGGCCGUCCGCCAUCCAUGCAGCCCGGCCAGCCGUACUCGUACUCGCCUAACGGACAGGCAAGGCCACAGGCAGUCUCGCCGGUGCAGUACCCGCACCACCGUUAA
This is a messenger RNA of Apiotrichum porosum, 3240 nucleotides long. RefSeq lists its product as uncharacterized. Bases 1 to 3240 code for a protein of 1079 amino acids. The transcript is spliced from 3 exons. The record is from RefSeq and is a predicted model, not a curated record. Lineage: Eukaryota; Fungi; Basidiomycota; Tremellomycetes; Trichosporonales; Trichosporonaceae. Gene Ontology annotation, biological process: establishment of cell polarity; positive regulation of G2/M transition of mitotic cell cycle. Gene Ontology annotation, cellular component: cytoplasm; cell septum.